This is a messenger RNA of Morus notabilis, 1080 nucleotides long. RefSeq lists its product as uncharacterized. NCBI's taxonomy places the organism in Eukaryota, Viridiplantae, Streptophyta, Magnoliopsida, Rosales, Moraceae. The record is from RefSeq and is a predicted model, not a curated record. The transcript is spliced from 2 exons. The coding region runs from base 415 to 828 and encodes 137 amino acids.
CUCCCCUUCAUUCACAGCUCUCUCUCUCUCUCUCUCUCUCUCUCUCUGUGUUUCAUUUCAUUUGGCCUGGUUUUUGGACUCCCCACACUCUUAUCUCAAUCUGCUUCCUUUGCCAAUCCUUAAUGUAUCUGAAUCUCUGGAUUUUCUUGAUCUGGGCAUCCACUAUUUCCUGUUUAGAUCGUAGAUUUCGCCAUUAAAACCUUUGUUUUUUUUUUUUCCGCUCUUCGUCUUUCAUCUCUGUUUUCACAGUACGAAUCCGCUUCACUGAGAAAAACUCCACAUGGGUCUUGUUCGUCUAUCAGUUCUUUGACAGAUUUAGAGUAAUGGGAUUCAUGGUAAAACUGCAAAUAAGGUUUUUUUCAUAGAAAGGCAUUAUUGUUUGCAUGAAUUAUUCAUUUGUGGAGUUUUGAGAAUAUGGGUAGAGGUAGAGGAAAAGGAAAGAGGUUAACUGUAACCAAUCAUGAUGAUCCUGGAAGCGGCGAGGAGGAAAAAAUACCUGCACAGAAGAGAAGGGGAAGACCACAAAAACCAUUGAAGGAUGAGAUUGAUGAUGAAGAAGUUGAGAAAAUAGAGGAGGAUGACAGUGAGAAUGCAAAGGCUGGUAUUCCAACGAAGGAGGCGAAAAGUCCCUCUGCAGCAGAGAAUGGAAAGAAAAGGAAGCGAUACUCGCAGGCGAAAGAGAAGUCGGAUUCAGUUAAGGAAGAAAACGGAAAUGGAACAAGAUCGAGCACUGAUGAGUCAACAAAGUCUAAUGGAUUCCGGCAUAACGGGAGCAGGCGGAAAAGCAAGCCCCGCCGAGCUGCUGAAGCAGGCGUUGAGUGCAAGUGAGAAUUAUGGCCGCUUUUUGCAAUGGUUUCUUUAUGUUUCACAUUGCUAUAGGAUCUGAGGCGUAGUAAACCUCUAGUUUCCAUCAGUUUUUUGUCCUACUUUCAUUUUGGUAUUCCCUUUGUCAUUUAGUUUUCUUUUCAAUCAUUUUUGAAUUUUGGAAUCUCUUAUUGCUGGUUGUAGAUUUGAUGAAUUCCUAAUACUCUAAAUUUUGACUAGUUUUUUGAUGUUGUAUAAUUUUCAAGACAUACUUGA